AUGUCUGAUUCUGAAAACCAAACGACCCCAAGACGUAACUCGUUUGCACCAAUUGAAUUCACGCCGGAGAUUUCCAAACAAUGUUUAAAACAGGUAGAGUUCUAUUUCUCUGAAUUUAAUUUCCCAUAUGAUAAAUUCUUACGUACCACUGCUGAAAAGAAUGAUGGAUGGGUCCCCAUUAGUACCAUUGCUACGUUCAAUCGUAUGAAGAAAUAUAGACCAGUGGAUAAAGUUGUAGAAUUAUUGAAAGAUUCCAAGAUUUUGCAAGUGUCUGAAGAUGGUGAAAAUGUCAAGAGAUUAGUACCAUUGGAUUUGUCUAAGGAUAAGAAGAUUGAUAAGAGGAUGGAACAAAAUAAGAGAACUUUGGCAGUCAUGAAUUUCCCCGUUGAAGUGGAAGGUGAUGACAUUAGUGAAUUACAAGAACAAAUUGAAAGUUUCUUUGAUAAAUUGGGUAAAGUUAACCAAGUACGUCUAAGAAGGGAUCAUAAGAAGAAAUUUAAUGGUAAUGUACUUGUUGAGUUUGAAAGUUUAGAAGAAUGUGAAAAUUUCUUAAAGAAAUAUUCCAUUGAUCAAGAAAAGACUGAUCAAAAGGAACCUGAAGAAGUGUUAUCUUACCAAGGUCGUAAAUUGGAUGUUAUGACGAAGAAACAAUUUGAUCUACAAAGAUUAGCCACGAAAUCUAAAAAUUUCAGUGGUUCUGGUCAAAGAUCCAGAUCAUUCACUGGUCAUAGGAAAAACAUGCCCAAAUUGACUCCUCCUCCAAAGGACAAGAAGGAAGAAUCAAACGAAAAUGAAAACGAAUCAGUUAUCACUGAAUGA
Naumovozyma castellii is the source of this 819-nucleotide messenger RNA. It is a transcript of the gene LHP1, whose product is annotated as tRNA maturation protein LHP1. Bases 1 to 819 code for a protein of 272 amino acids. The transcript has a single exon. The record is from RefSeq and is a predicted model, not a curated record. NCBI's taxonomy places the organism in Eukaryota, Fungi, Ascomycota, Saccharomycetes, Saccharomycetales, Saccharomycetaceae.